Messenger RNA from Perkinsus marinus ATCC 50983, 1392 nucleotides. Its product is annotated as guanyl-nucleotide exchange factor, putative. The record is from RefSeq and is a predicted model, not a curated record. Gene Ontology annotation, molecular function: guanyl-nucleotide exchange factor activity. Gene Ontology annotation, biological process: regulation of ARF protein signal transduction. The coding region runs from base 1 to 1392 and encodes 463 amino acids. The transcript is spliced from 10 exons. NCBI's taxonomy places the organism in Eukaryota, Perkinsozoa, Perkinsida, Perkinsidae.
AUGUCGACACUGUCACAGUCACCAACAGCAACGACGUCCAAAGCAGAUCUCGAAUUGCGAAAGAUAAUUGAUGCUGGUGUAUUACGAUUCAACAAUUCAGCAAAAGAUGGUAUAAAAUACUUGAUAUCAGCUGGGGUUCUAGACGACGACCCUGCGGAAAUCGCGGAGUUCCUGGCUAAGCAAGAAAAUCUGGAUAAGCACGUCAUAGGAGAAUAUUUGGGGAAAGAUAAUGAAUUCAAUAUAGCGGUCCUCAAUCGCUUCGCCCAACUGUUCGACUACCGAGAUCUGCCAGCGGAUGAGGCCCUCCGGUUGUUCAUGUGCAGGUGGAUUUGCCAUGCCUGGAGAGGCCAACAGGUCUAUCGUAUACUGGAACGUUUCUCUACCUACUAUGCUGCUACUUGCUCUUCCCUCAAUCGAGACCAAGUUCAUAUCCUGGCUUACGCUCUCAUUAUGCUUAACGUGGAUGCCCAUAACCCUCUAGUUACGGACAAAAUGACUAGAGACCAAUUUAUCAACAAUACCAUGCCCGAAGUCAGCCCAGGGUGUACGGCUGAGGAGCUUGGGCAAAUGUACGAUAGAAUAGUAGCUAAGGAAUUCCGACCAGACACUACUCCGCAGGAACUAAUGUAUGUGCGGUUGGCUAAGAAUCCUCAGUACUCAGCUGAUGAGAAAAAUGUAGCAGCAUCAGCAGAAGAUAUUCAUCGAAUGAAAAAGGGCGACAACUUCUUGAAAUUUGGCAGGAGAGGACGACCCCAUCCACGACGCGUCUUCUUAUCAGAGGAUGAGAGUAGAAUAUGCUGGAUGGAGCCUACGGAGUCUCGGGGUGGUCGGCUAGGCUCGUUGCUCAACCAUGACGCUGCCGUGCCACGCGGCAGGGCAGUUGUUACCGGUGGUCGGCCCGCUACGGCCCCGCCUGCUUCUGAGGUUAGCAACGGUGGUACCGGGGGCCGCAGUCCGGGUGCUACUAGCGAACUGAUGGUAUCUGGCAAGGCUAUGCCAAUAGCAGGCGCUGGCGAUCUAGCUACUACUGGAGUUUCGGCAACCCACAGUCUGCGCAACAUACGGCUGGAUGAAGUGACGGGACUAUGUGUGGGCACGUCGGGGUCUAGUGUGUUUCGGAAACAGUGGGUGCCCGAGACGGCACCGCCUGGUGUGGACAUGCGUAUGUGGUUGAGGUUUUUCCAUUAUGUGCUAUCGGAAAGGGAAGCUAAGAUACGGGCUAGCGCUGACCCUGUUAAGGAGGCCCUAGAGAUGCAGCGUGCAGGGGCUAAGCGUUUGAGGAGAUGGAAGGAGGAGAUACUGCCUAACUGGGCUAAGCAUUGGACUACCGGUAGUGUGGGAAAAGAGAAGGCUAUUGUCGUGUGGGGUGCUUUCUGGAUGUCUAUAGUGUAA